Melospiza melodia melodia is the source of this 2631-nucleotide messenger RNA. It is a transcript of the gene PRR33, whose product is annotated as proline rich 33. The record is from RefSeq and is a predicted model, not a curated record. The coding region runs from base 360 to 1991 and encodes 543 amino acids. NCBI's taxonomy places the organism in Eukaryota, Metazoa, Chordata, Aves, Passeriformes, Passerellidae. The transcript is spliced from 3 exons.
CUCCCCAGCAACAGAGCCUGUGCCCUGCUGUGUGCCCGGCAGCUCCAGCACCCCCUUCCUCCGCCUCUAGGAGCAGAGAAGAGCUUCAGGAGCUGUGGGGCAGCCGGUAUUUUUGGCUCAGGUCACAGAUUGAUUCCUGCCCACUCUUUCCCUGCUGCUUGCAAGAAAGGGUCCCCAUCUGAGGAUGUAGAGACAAGCUUUCAAAGCCGUGGAGUGGGAGCACAGUGCUGCAGCCUCCCAGUCACCAGGGCUCUGGAAGUCACAACCAGUACCCGGCAUGAUCUCAAAGGAACAAUCACCUGUUAAUUUUGUAAACUGGACUGAGUAGCAUGAUGCUCCCAACAUGCAAAUGAUUUCAGAUGGAAACAAAUUACACAUCAGAAAUCACAAUGCUGAUAACAGUAUCAUCCUCCACCCAGCCUGUUCCCAAUCACCACCCCCUUUCCCCCCCUCCCACCCUGCCCAAGCCUGGGAAGGACAACCUGCGGCUGCAGCGGCUGCUGAAGAAGGCAGCCAGGAAGAACGCCAUCCUCACCUCGGAGCAGGGCAAGUCCUUCCGCUCCAGCCUGUCGCCCGUGAACGAAGCCAGCCCCGACCAGGAGUGUGCAGAGAGCGCUGCCCCAGCAGCAGAGACCCCCGAGGCCCCGGCAGCCCCCUGUGCCCCCCUGCCCACCCAGCUCUCCGUCAGGCCCGUGGGCCACCGCGCCCUCUCCCCGUUCCGGAAGGGGAAGCCCUUCACGCUGAAGGUCACGGAGCAGCGGCGCAUUGCCGAGCACGUCAAGCUCACAGCCUCCUCAGCCAUGCCCCUGCUACAGAGGCCAGAAGCUCCUGAGAUUCCACAGCAGCGUGAAGGCACAGGCUCCCACCUUCCCCCUCCAUCUGACCCUUCAGUACCUGUUUUCCCCAAGCCUCCUCCUCCCAGUACACCCAGCAAAGAAAGGGCACCAGAGGUUACCUAUGUCACCAAGGUGAACACUUACUUCCACAGUGUCAAGCCACCCAGGGCUAAGACUCCCACACCAAACCCAACCCAAGGAACUGUCAGCCAGGAAUACAAAAGGCCUACUUCCCCAGCACCUCAAACAAGCAGCUCUGAACCACCUCCAGAGCAGACACCCACCUCACUUAAAGACAACAAGGCAGCUUCCUCCUUGCCAAAACCUCCCCUCGUUCCUGCUGCAGAAACAGAGCCUCCCGAUCAGGCUCCCAAGCCUGUUCCUACUGAGAAGCCCAGCACCUCUGAUGCCCACACCAAUAAGCCUACAACCUAUGGAAGUGACACUGAAUGCAAGGCAGCUCCUGAAUUACCAGAGCAAGACAGAGACAUCCCAGAACCAUCAACAUCCAGCGCUCCUUGGAGGCAAGCACGCCCAGCAACAGCAACUCCAGCACAAGCUGAUGGUAGCAGGUCCACCCCCACAGACACCAAGGCAGAACACAUCACUGAACCCCAGAUGACUCCCAGCUUACCCAACACCAGCUGUCCCCCCAAGGCUGAGCCAGCACCACCAUCAGGAGAAGCACCAAGAGCUCCUGGAACCAGUGCCAGUGGCUGGCAUCGCCUCAAGAAGCACUUGAUAGUGCAGCCAGAAGCAGCCACCUUCCCGGAGUCCCAGCCAGAGAAGCUGGGACAGGAGGAAGGGAAUAAAGCUGAUGCUGCUCAAGCAGUCAUCAAGCAAGACUGCAUGGUGGUUAAAUCAAAAGCCAUGAGAAUGUGGGAUGCCAUCUUAUACCAGGUGGCACUCAGCAAGGAGAAGAAGCAGCAAGCAGAAGAGAAGAAGGCUCAGAAGGAAGAAAGCUUCUUUCUGCCCCGCCGCCUGCCCAUCCUCCUGCACAAGCCGCGUUUUGACGCCCGCAAGCUGAAGGAGCUGGCAGCCAAGCCCAUGACAAAGAUCAGCACCGUGUUUGAGGUGAGCCGCUUCCGGCCCAAGGGGGCUGAGGAGCACACCAAGAGCUUCAACAGAACGGCAUCGGGAUGGUCUGUGCACUGACACCAGGCUGCUCCACGCCUCUGCAGUGCGCCAACCUCUGACCAAGCCCAGUGGAGCCACGUGCAAGGAAAAAAGGAAAUUAAAUUAAAUAAAACCCCACCAAGCCAGCAGCACCAUGCUGCAGGUUUAAGGGUUACUCUCAAAAGCUCAAAUGCAUAACUACCACAUCCACAGGUCACAGGAAAACUAACAUGUUUGUUUUAAGAGUCAACAACAAUCACUGGAAGCACUAACAGAGUGAAGGCACACAGUGAAGAGGACAUGCUGCCUAUAGAAAAAAAGGCCAGUUCAGAGUAGGAUAAUGGAAUCUGAAUCUUUUUGUUGCAUUUAUCUAAGAGAUUGAUCCUAGGAACAAGAGCAGUUGCAUCUGAAAGGAAGGAAUCUGGGUCGCUCCAUGUCUCUAGGGAGUGUCUUAGAAACCAAACUCAAAGAGGAUACAUAUAGCCUCUAACUCAUCUACUUAAAGUGUGCCCCAUUCUCAUUUGCUGAGAACAAAAUGGAGACUCAUCCUUUCACCCAAAGCACAGACAAGAGACAAAGACAUCCUGCUCUCACCAAACAGCUCAUCUGCCUAUCAAAAUGGGCAUCAUCUGACAGCCUCCUAGGCCAGUCUACUUAAUAAUAAUGCAUAGAAGAACAA